AGUCCAUCUCUAAUUUCAGAGAAUAGUACGAUAGCUGAAAAAAUGACCAUUUAAUUGUGUAGUUCCCCGAAUCAAGACAAAGGCGGACUAAAAGUUAAAAAUGUCUAUUGACUUAAACGAGGCACUUGAAAUGCUAGUGGAAAAUCUAUCAAAAUCCAUUAAACCUGAGCAGCAAUCAUAUAUGCAAGAUGCAGCCGAAAUAUCCCAGAAAAUAAAUGAUGAGCUCAUCAACAUAAAUUCUAUUUUCAAGGGCUCAGUUUAUAAAUGGGAUCAAACAUAUAUGUUCAACUUUAAACCAUAUCCCAAAACGCAUGUUCCGAUUUUGUGGAUUGACAUUCCAUUUGGGAUAGAACCUCAGAAAGUUUUCGUUCAUCCCGAUCCAAGAUGCAGAUUGUUUAAUCUUAAGGCGGUUGUAAAUCAUCCAGUCGUUCAGAAUGGAUAUGUGAGCGGGGAAAGACUGCUCAAUCUGUUCUAUUUGGAUUUGUACAGAGCUGUUGACAGGAUGCACAUUUCCACUUGUAAGAGCGGAAAAAUGUAUAAUAUAUCGGCUUACUUCCUUAAAUCACAUGCAUCAAAAUUUGAGAUUGUUGUCAAGGAAUAUGGGAAGGAUGGGUUGGAGGAAAAUCCGACAAUAACUUAUAAGUUUCAACUCGUGUUUAACUUCUCCAACGAUUCUGUCCUUUAUUCAUACAUGAAUAACUACUUUCACCAAGUCGAAAAAUACAAGGUAGAAGCUAGUGGAAGGACCAGCAUUAAAUUGCUGACCAAUGCAAAACAAUUGUUGCUCCAAUUACAAGUUGCAGAUAAAUUCCUUACUGUUCCAGCUAUAAAUUUGGUACUCGAUACUUGUGUGGACUUGCGUGUUGUUUCAAAUACUGGAGAUGUUUUGCUUUCGGCUAUAGCAGGUUUAAUACCGUUGAGCGAAAGUUCCGGGACCUUGAUUUACGUCUUUGGAAAAUUACUGCACUUCAAACAGUCGGGCUCUGUUGAAAUGUCAGAGCUAAAGGCUCUUUUUGGCGUAGUUAAAUAAGAAUAAGGUUAAGAAAUAUAAGAAAUGUAUCUAUCUCAAUAUUCAAAAUAUCGAAGCUGCCCUCGAAGGCGGACUUGUAAACAUUUUUUUUAUGAACGUUAACUAACAAGCCUAUCAUUCAUUAUUUUUCAUAUUUCUAAAAUAUAUAAAAAUAAAAAAUUCGUAAUCUUAAA
Messenger RNA from Drosophila suzukii, 1203 nucleotides. RefSeq lists its product as uncharacterized. The record is from RefSeq and is a predicted model, not a curated record. NCBI's taxonomy places the organism in Eukaryota, Metazoa, Arthropoda, Insecta, Diptera, Drosophilidae.